AGUCACAAUUGAGUUACUGAGAAAAUAGAUGUUGAGUUGUUAUGGCUAAGCUUCAUCACUCAUCGCAUGGUGUUUCUGGGUAGCAGCAAUCAUGCUCUUCGUUUCCCUUCAUCCUCAUAUAUCUCCAACUUCAUCAUUUUCUCGCAUUCGCAUUUUCUCUUCACUGCUCCCAAAUCGCAACAACCCCACUUCCCUUCCAAUUCCCAUCAAAGCCCCCACUCCUCCAUGGAUGAAGGCUCCUCUUCUUCUCCAACCCCACGAGCUCGUUGACCUCUCCAACCCCAAAGAUAACAAGUCCAAGGUCGAAAAACACGAACUUUCUGACAAAGCUUUGAUGGGCAAAGAGGCCAGAGGGAAGAGGUUCAUGAAGAAAAUCGUGAAGAGGGUCGAAAAGCUUCGUUACAAGACUCGCACUUCGUCCGAGACUCGAAUUGGUUCCCCCAAUGUUGAAAAUGAAGACUUUGGUGGGGUUUUUGAAAGUGUGGAGGAAAACGAGGAGGAGGUCAGGACUAAUAAGGGAAGAAUGCCAUGGGUGAAGGAUGAUGAGAAGUUUGGUGUUGUGAAAAUCAGAAGGGAAAAGGUUGCCACUGCUGCGGAAUUGACUCUUGACAAGGUGCUGCUUCGGAGGUUGAGGGGUGAAGCUGCAAUAAUGAGAACGUGGAUCAAGGUUAAGAAAGCUGGUGUUACACAAGAUGUUGUGGACCAAAUUAAACGGACUUGGAGGAGAAAUGAGCUUGUGAUGAUCAAAUUUGAUAUCCCUUUAUGCCGCAAUAUGGAUAGAGCUCGAGAAAUUGUUGAGACAAAGACUGGAGGCUUGGUUGUUUUGACUAAGAAGGAUUUUCAUGUGGUUUACCGAGGAAGCAAUCAUCAGUUGACCACUAAAGGUUCUCCUAGUCUAAGAACAAAUCGUUAUGAAAUGAAUAGAGUGGAAUCAGCUACAAAAGGGGGUCUUUGUGCAGUUGAAUCCAACCACAGUUCGAGUGAGAUGCUGACCUGGAAUGCUGAUCAUAAGGAUUCUAUAUCAACUGGCAUCCAAGAUAUGGAUACUCAACUGGUCAAUAGGUCACUGUAUGAGAGGGAAACUGAUAGAUUAUUGGAUGGCUUAGGACCUCGGUUCAUUGAUUGGUGGAUGCACAAGCCACUUCCAGUAGAUGCUGACUUACUUCCCGAAGAGGUUCCUGGAUUUCAGCCUCCAUUUAGGCUUUGUCCACCUCAUUCUAGUGCAAAACUAAGUGAUUAUGAGCUAACAUACUUCAGGAAGCUUGCUUACCCUUUACCAACUCAUUUUGUCCUUGGAAGAAACAAAGGACUUAAGGGCUUAGCUGCUGCUAUCUUAAAGUUGUGGGAGAAGAGUCUUAUUGCAAAAAUAGCUAUCAAGUACGGAGUUCCAAAUACUGACAAUGAAAUGAUGGCCAAUGAACUGAAGGCAAGUUUGAUAGAAAAUUCAUCCAUGAAUUGUCUCACUGGAGGAGUUUUGUUGUUGCGCAACAAGUUUUACAUAAUACUCUAUAGGGGAAAUGAUUUCCUUCCAACAAGAGUUGCAGCUUUGGUAGAAAAGAGAGAAUUGGAGCUUAGAAGUUGCCAACAUCACGAAGAAGUUGCACGAAUGAAAGCAAUUCAAGCCUUUUCUUCUAUUGAUGAAGUGCCACAAGACACUAGUACAAGUGGAACUUUAACAGAGUUUAGGAAAAUCCAAACAAAGCUUGAGGAUACAAAAGAAGCCAAAGUAAACAUUCAACUGGAAGCAGAAAUAUUUAGAGUGGAGAAGGAAUUGAAAGAGGAACAGCGCAGAGCAUUCAUUCUUAGCAAGAAAAUAGAGAGAUCAAUGAGGGAAUUAUCAAAGUUGAAUGCUGCAUGGACACCUAAUGAGCAGGAUACUGACUUGGAAAUAAUGACAGAUGAAGAGAGAGAAUGUUUACGGAAGAUAGGGUUGAAGAUGCCAAGUUGCUUAGUGCUUGGCAGGCGUGGAGUCUUUGAUGGUGUGUUGGAAGGCCUACAUCAACAUUGGAAACACAGAGAAGUAGUGAAGGUCAUUACGAAGCAGAAACUAUUCAAUCAAGUCAUGUAUACUGCAAAACUACUGGAGACAGAAAGUGGUGGAAUUUUAGUUUCAGUUGAUAAACUAAAAGAGGGCCAUGCUAUUAUUAUUUACCGUGGAAAAAAUUAUAAAAGACCUUCAACAAAGUUAGCUAAAAAUCUUCUAACCAAAAGAGAAGCAUUGCGUAGAUCUCUUGAAAUGCAAAGAGCUGGAUCACUGAAAUUUUUUGCUCGUCAGAGAGAGCAGUCAAUCUCCAAUUUAGAGCUGAAACUGGCUGAUCUGCAGCAGAGAAAGGAAAUUGAGCUGAGAGAAUCUGAAAAUUAAUGCAUGCAUGUCUAAGACACGUAUCAUGCUGCAACUUCUCUCUAGUCUGCUCGGUGACUGUGGACAAGACACAUGAGAAAUUCAACAAGCAUUAGUAAUCAUUGCAACAUGUUUUGCAAAGAAUCGAAGUGGCACCUUUGCUGCAGUAUGGAUCUGGAAAACUUUGACACAGCAGUUCUGCAUGGAUGGAGGAAGUCACAUGCACAAAUGUAAAUCCUGGAUGUUUGUGCUGGGUAGAUUGUGGAAUUCAAUUUUUUAUUUUAUUUUUUUUCCUUUUGCAGAAAUCAAAUGUUUACUUCAUGACAGUGAAGUGCUUUUCACUCAUGUUCAAUCACUAUCAUCUUUCUGUAUUGAAGCUGAAUCCUUUGAAGAGGUAUAGCUUGCAUGUAGAAGUUCCAUAAUACUUGUACAAGGUUGAACCGACCGUGAAAUGUUCUAUUACUUUUAGAGCAGAGAAACUUGAUAGCCUCUAGCAUACAAUUAAGAAGCUGCUUAAGAUGCAGGACAGAUAAUUAUUGUUACGGACAUGUAAUGUAUAGUAUAAAAUAAUUUUUUAUUCAA
Molecule: messenger RNA, 2923 nt
Organism: Cajanus cajan (pigeon pea)
Lineage: Eukaryota; Viridiplantae; Streptophyta; Magnoliopsida; Fabales; Fabaceae
Gene: CRS1
Product: maize chloroplast splicing factor-like protein
Biological process (GO): RNA splicing, via transesterification reactions
Molecular function (GO): mRNA binding
Source: RefSeq, a predicted model, not a curated record